GUGGACCUGCUACGAUCACCCUUACACCUGGGAGUGUGUCUCCCUCUUUAUAAGCUCAACGUGAAGAGAGUCCACAUCAUCAAAGUGACUGUUGACCCAAAUGAGUGCACGUCCUGUCAUUUCCGCUCAUCCCAAAGAGAACACGGGUCAGAAUGGAGUGAGCAGAGUGCAGCUCCAGGGUAGUGACAGUGGCAGCGUACAGCAAGUCCCGCAACUCCAUCCACUCAGCCCCUCGGGGGCUGGCAAGGCCAUGGCACCCAGCAAACAGAACAAGAAGAGUGUGAGCUACAACAAGGAGAGCGAAGAGUACCGACAGCGUCGGGAACGCAACAACAUGGCUGUGAGGAAGAGCCGAUUAAAGAGUAAGCAGAAAGCUCAGGACACGCAGCAGAGAGUCAACGAGCUGAAGGAGGAGAAUGAGCGGCUGGAAGCAAAAAUCAAGCUGCUCAGCAAGGAGCUGAGCGUCUUAAAGGAUUUGUUUCUCGAGCAUGCCCAUAAUUUCUCUGAUAGUGGGCACCCACCAUUCACUGAAAACACUGGCUCUGGGCAGGAGGCUAACAGCCUAGGGCAGUAGACAGGGAGGUGGGUGUCAACUGUGCCCAUAUUUUUGUGGAAAGGGGUUUUUCUUUGAAUUGUCUAUUUUAAUUUAAGUUUUUAAGAUGCAUAUAUUUCUGCUAUUGGUAAGAGCAUUACGUUCAGUGAUUCUGUGUUUGGAGAGUAUUCAGAGUUCUGAGAGCGGAGAAAAGCAGCAGUUUACAAAAUGGACUCCACAGAAACUAAAAGUGCCCUCAACAGUCACUGACGUCACCAGUGCUGAUUCAAUGCAGGAGAUGCUCCAUCUAGCUGCUGGGGUCUCUCCCCAACCCCUUUGCUCCUCUCUUCAGUUCUCUGUCUGUUGACGUUGAGCUGUGAUCUUGUAGAAAAGACUGUGGGUUUCCAAUAUCAAACUUGCUAAGCGGCAGUUUCACUGUGUUUAUUUCAUUGGUUCGGGGAGUAGAGUGCUGGAAUGUCAAGGUCUGGUACUGAGCAUGGGUCUGUUGACUUGAGAAAUGUUGUUUAAACAGCUAGUAGCAAUACCCAGCAGAAUCAGAAACGUAAACGCACAUUAAUAUUGUGGGUAGUCCAUUUAUCACACGCUCAGGAUUUGAAUGGGUUGCAGGGGGGUUUGAGAGAUCCAACAAGCCUGUGGAAUUUUGAAGUCUGACAGAGGCAGGUGGGAUUUGCUGUGCUUCUUGCCUGAAACACUAGCCUUGCUAUUAUUUUUCUCUCUGGUUUGCUGGCUGUUUGGUUUUCCCUUCAGUUUCAGAUGGCAGCACUGUUGCUUACUUUAGAGGAGUGCACUGAUUCUGUUCCAGAGAAUCUCAUCAGGGCAAUUUCAGAAUUUGUGUUCAGUUUUAAAAAGUAGAUAACAGAACAAGGGAAGUAGUUUUGAGCCAAUUUGCACUGUUUAAAUGUUGCCUCCUCCUUGGGACUGCCUCUAUUGCCUUGCUUCCAUCCAGAUCAACAUUCCAGAGUCUGGAGUUAAUCACAGUUUCUGAUCACAGUCUCCUGCUCAGCAAUCCUUCACUCUCGUUUCCUGCCUGUCUCUAUUCUUUUUGUUGCUGGGAAUCACUGUGCCCCUUUCUCACCCACCUCACCUUCCCCCAUUGCUGCUCUUCACUGGCCUCAUUCAUGACUGUGAGGCAGCAACGAGGGAGAUCCCAUUGGAUUGGAAUCUGUCAUUUUUGUGCAGUUGCCUGGCACUGCACUGUAGCUGCUGACAAACACUGUGCCUGUGAUAGACUGCUCGAGCCUCAAUCUCCAUUUCUCAUUACGUUACAUUCACAGUUGUUUGCAAGGUUGCAUUGUGGAGUGUUCCCAGCUGUUACACGUAUAGCUGUUAUACGUCUAUAGAAGUUCUUUGCACAUUUGCCUUAGCCGUUCUAUUUAAUAGAAUAUUCUGGCUGCUGAAUUGCAAGAGGCAGGUCUCAGAAUAUAAUCCUCUUGCACAUCUCUCUUGUUUAUUACCUGCUGUGUAGCCCUCACUAAAAGAAUUUGCACAAAUGUCUCAAUACAAAGAUUUCAUGCACACAUUAUGAUUUCUUUAAACUGCAUUGGGCCCAGUAAUAUCCUGCAAACAACAAUGAGGUGAAUGAGUUGUCUUGGUUGAGGUGAGAGUCCCCUGAUUUUCUGUGAAUAAUACCAGAGAAUUCUUUCACAUCAAUCACUGAAAAAGUGGGCCUCCAUUUUUAACAUUUUAUCUACACCUUUCAAACUUGGAACUGCUACCAUCUAGAAAGAUGAGGGCAGCAAAUACAUUCCUGCAGUACACAGUAAUAUUCGGAAAAUAAACACUCCAUUUAUUCCAAACCCAAUGCAAUGUAAUGCUCAGAGCUGGGCAUGGUUUCAGUUGGGCUUUGAACAGCUGAAGCAUGACAUUCAGUCCUUGUAUUCUAGUCUCAAGUUAUAAAAGUCAGCAUUUCAAUUACCUGUUUCAAUAUUUCCUUUAUCUGCUCAUAACAUUUUAAUGAUUUAUCAACAUGAGCUGUGUCAUUCCUAAUUGUUUCCAGCUUUCCAUCAUUUUGAGAAUCUCCUGUUCUUUUCAUUUUGGGUUUAACAUGGAUGAGCUGACGAUUCAGACUAAUUUCUCUCUGCUUCCAGUGCUGCCUACCUUUGUGUCAUGAUCAAAUCUGUUGACAUGACCUUCUACCGCCAUUACCAAACCCCGUUCUGAUCACAGUGAAGAGCUGAGGCCACUAGUUCCUGCAGGAAUAGCUCAUCAGCUUCCUUCCAAUCAUAAUAUAUUGUCAAUCCUCCCUACUCUGGCUGUUGGCCAAUUUCCCAACCAGGUCAAUAAUUUAUCUUCAAUUUCAUGAGCUUCAACUUUAGCUGGGUCUCUUAUGAGGAACUUUAUCAAAUGUCUUCAAGAUGUACAGUGCCUGUAGACAUUAACCUUCCACUACUUUAGAACGACCUCUUCAAGCAACUAAAUCAGGUUAGUCAGGUAUGACUGUCCAUUUCAAAUCCUUGCUGGUUCUGUCAGAUUAGCUGUUCCGUGUGAUUUCAAUCACCUUGCCUCGAAUUCUAGACUUGAGUAAUUUCCUGACAGCUGCUUUCAGGAAACUCUGGGCUGGAAUUCCUUGGUUUCUAUUCUUCUUUCCCAAAUAGCAGAGUGACUUGUGCAAGUUUUCCAAUCUAAAGGAAAAUUGGAGAACACUUUUAAAGGUUAUAAUUGGGGCAAAAUGAAAGAAAAUAGAUACGAAGGAAUAUUCAUUAUAGAAUGUCUGUUCUCCUUUCUAUUAGAAGUCAGACUUUUUUAAAAAAACUAUAGUGUCCUAAUUUUCCAGCAUGUUUAUGAAUCAAUUUUUAAGCUGUAAUUCAAAGCAGCAAAGGAUAUUGGAAAGUUGAGGGGUUAAAUGCUGUGUCUUUGCUGAAUGUGCCACAGUAUUUUUAUGCUUCUAGAAUGAAUGACUGUUACGAAACUUUUAGUGAAAUUAUUGCAUCUUUUUUUAAAAAAGUCCAGCUUUAAGAUGGAACACAUUUUAUCUAUAAUAAUAGGAAGAUGUGUUUUCUAAUGUACUGAUGAAAUAUUUGUGUGUCUCUGUAUGGGGCCCUAUGAUAAAAUUAUGUUGCUAUAUAUGAAAUUCUUUUUAAAUCUUGUUGGAAAGGUAAACCCUGUACAUUUUCUGCUGCAUUAAGGGGAAUCUUAUGGUUGUUGAGAAAUGACAUUUUGUAAAGACAGUUAUUGAAUAAGUAUUGUACAUUUUAUAAAUGUCCUGCCUAUUUUCAGCUUGCUGAUUAGUUUCUCUUCAGUUGUGGAUUGAGCAGAGCCCAAUGCUGUUCAUUGUUGAGUUGUUUGAUGAUGGAGACAAAUGUUUCCUUCACACUAAGUGAAAUGAAGGUUGUAGAAGUAGAUAUUCUCCCCCUCGAAAAAAACACUGCUUGCUCUGAAUUCACUGACAUUUGCAAGAGGACAGCCAUCAAUGUACUAAAACUCCUUUUAUAUUUUAAAAUACAGGACAGGCCCUGUGCUCAUGCUGUGUACUAUGUUGAAGUUUAAAGAGUGUGAUGUAUGGAUAUGACUGGAUUUGUCAGGAUUGGAAUUCUACUUGCAGCCUUCGCGUGCCCUUACUGUACCUGAAUGAGCAGGAAUCCUGGGAAACAAUGAUGGAUGUAGUUAGAGGGCAGCGGACAGAAAGGAUCAGGCCAUGCUGAAAGGUUGGUCAAGUUAAGACGAGGGCUGUGUUGUUCGAGGAUCCCAAGGGCUGCAUAGGAGAAACCUACCAACCACAGCACAGUGUUAACAGUGAAGAUAGAGGAAGUAGCAGGGCCCAGGAGAAUGUGUCCUGUGUAUCAAAGUGUCAGUUUGUUUUUUGGCGAUAGGUCGUUUUAGAUUUGAACUGAGGGAACCACUUACAAGGAGUGAGAUGCCUCAGGCACUUUUGGAAUGUUUUCUCAAAAUCACCAUUGAACAGCAAAAACGAUGACCUGCUGUGUCAAAUGCAGCAAUUCAGCCAAACAACAAAGCAGUAAGCAGAGAGGCUGCUGCUCCUGACAUCCCUCCUGCACUCUCAUCACUGACACUGCCACUCAUUGAAUCUUCUUGUACGGCCCAAGAGCAUUUGAUCCUACCAUAGACUCUAUUCCCCUUCCCAUUUGAACUCCUCCCACAGGUUCUGAACAUUCUCCCACACAGAGUUUCACCCCUUCGUACUCCACAUUCACCAAAAACAUUUCCAGAAUAUUGAGACAACAAGGUGCAGAGCUGGAUGAACACA
Rhincodon typus (whale shark) is the source of this 4757-nucleotide messenger RNA. It is a transcript of the gene cebpg, whose product is annotated as CCAAT enhancer binding protein gamma. Lineage: Eukaryota; Metazoa; Chordata; Chondrichthyes; Orectolobiformes; Rhincodontidae. The transcript has a single exon. The coding region runs from base 101 to 574 and encodes 157 amino acids. The record is from RefSeq and is a predicted model, not a curated record. Gene Ontology annotation, molecular function: RNA polymerase II cis-regulatory region sequence-specific DNA binding; DNA-binding transcription factor activity, RNA polymerase II-specific. Gene Ontology annotation, biological process: regulation of transcription by RNA polymerase II; DNA-templated transcription.